Gadus morhua (Atlantic cod) is the source of this 6994-nucleotide messenger RNA. RefSeq names its product contactin associated protein 2b (gene cntnap2b). Lineage: Eukaryota; Metazoa; Chordata; Actinopteri; Gadiformes; Gadidae. The record is from RefSeq and is a predicted model, not a curated record. The transcript is spliced from 25 exons. Bases 466 to 4425 code for a protein of 1319 amino acids.
GACCGUACCACUAGAUAAGAUAUAGGGGUGGAGCCAACCAGCAACAACAACCCCCAGCCAAUUCAGCACCUGGAUAGCUCCUGUCGAUUUAUUAGGCGGCUUCGUCUCCAUUCCAGUUGGGCUACGUUAUCUGACAAUGCCGUUGGAGCAAAGAGUACGAGGGAAUACCGGUUUUAUUGAUUUUUUGGAGAAGGACGGCAAACACGUCCACGUGUGCGGCUUUUACAGGUUGAAACGGUAAAGAGGGAGAGGGAGAAUUGCGCAGAGAAACAGACGGAGGGUGGACCAGCGCUAUUGUUUUCAUCGAGGCGCUAGCGCCACUUCCAAUAUUAGCCGAUGAAAGGAAACGUGCGUCUGUCUGAAACAUUUAUUUAUGCCGGCUAGCAAUUUUCUACUAGGAACAUUGCAUUUGAAUCACGGGUGGACUCUGUUAUUGUCGACUUCACGUCUGGAUUACAAUCGAAGAUGCCUCUCGGAUCGCGGCUAACGUUCGUGUUCCUGUUCCUGUGCAGCAUCAGCAACAUUGACUUGGCGUCCACAGCAUCCCGUAAGUGUGAGGACUCCCUGGCCACACCCCUUCCCUACAGCUCCUUCACCGGCUCCUCCGUCUACGCCACCGGCUACGGAGCCGGCUACGCCAAACUCAACCGGAGGGGAGGCUCCGGGGGCUGGUCCCCAGUGGACGCCGACCGCUACCAGUGGCUCCAGGUGGACCUGGGCUCCAGGAAGAAGGUGGUCGCCGUGGCAACGCAGGGCCGCUACAGCAGCGCCGAUUGGACGAGGCGCUACCGGCUGCUGUACAGCGACACGGGCAAGAACUGGCGGCCCUUCCUCCAGGACGGGAACAUCUGGACGUUUGAGGGCAACUCCGACAGCGAGGGCGUGACGCGGCACGAGCUCCUGCGCUCCAUCGUGGCGCGCUACGUCCGCUUCGUCCCGCUGCAGUGGAGCAAGGAGGGCCGCAUGGGGCUGAGGGUGGAGGUGUACGGCUGCUCCUACUGGUCGGAUGUCGUCAGUUUCGACGGCCAAGGUGUCAUCUCCUACCGCUUCAGUAGUAAGACGAAGAAGAUCAAGUUCCUCACGGACCUCAUCUCCCUGAAGUUCCGGACCAGUGCGGGCCACGGCGUGCUGCUCCACGGGGAGGGGCAGCAGGGCGACUACAUCUCCCUGGAGCUCCAGCGUGCACGCCUCGUGCUCAGCAUUAACCUGGGCAGCAACCAAUACGGCUCCAUCCAGGGCCACACGGCGGUGACCAGCGGCAGCCUGUUGGACGACGACCACUGGCACUCGGUCCUCAUCCAACGCUAUCGCAGGAACGUGAACUUCACGCUGGACCAACACACGCAGCCGUUCAGGACCAACGGGGAGUUCGACCACCUGGACCUCGACUACGAGAUCUCCUUCGGGGGCUUGCCCGCCUCCAACAAACCCAGCUCAGGCGGCCGGGACAACUUUGUGGGCUGCAUGGAGGGCAUCGUCUACAACGGAGACAACAUCACCAGCCUCAUCCGCAGGAAGAAGGUGGACACCUCCAGCUUCAGGAACCUGACCUUCUCCUGCUCGGAGUCGCGCUCCUUCCCGGUGUUCUUCAACUCGUCGUCCUUCCUGCAGCUGCCGGGCCAGGGCGACAGCGACACGCUGUCCGUCAGCCUGUCCUUCCGCACCUGGAACCCCAGCGGCCUGCUGGUGUACACGGCGCUGGCUGACGGCGUGGUGGAGGUCGGCCUCGCCGACGGCAAGGUCACCGUCUACAUCAACGUGACGCAGAGGAAGAACACCCGCAUCGACAUCUCCUCGGGGUCCAACCUGAACGACGGCCAGUGGCACACGGUCCACCUCAACGCCCUGGAGAACUACGCCAUGCUGACCAUCGACGGCGACGAGGCGUCCACCGUGAGGACCGCCAUCCCCAUCCAGAUCACCACCGGGGGCACCUACUACUUCGGAGGCUACUUCCUGCGCACCAACACGCCCCCGCUGCAGCGCUCCUUCCAGGGCUGCAUGCAGAUGAUCCACGUGGACGACCAGCUGGCCGACCUGCGGGCCGUGGAGCAGGGCCUCAUCGGCAUGUUCCAGAACGUCAGCCUGGACAUGUGCGCCAUCAUAGACCGGUGUGUACCUAACCAGUGUGAGCACGGCGGUCGCUGCUCCCAGACCUGGGACUCGUUCAGCUGCAUCUGCAACGGGACCGGAUACAGAGGAGCCACCUGCCACACCUCGGUGUACCAGCAGUCCUGUGAGGAGGUCCUGCACCUGGGUAGGGCCCCCGGGGGCCACUGGGUGGACCCCGACGGCAGCGGGCCCCUGCAGGCCCUCCGCGUCAGCUGUGACCUGACAGAGGGCACGGUGUGGACGUCAGUGAAGAACAACCUCUCACCUCAGACAGCCGUCACCGCCCUGGACCAGGAGGGGAAGGCCGUCCUCCGGCUGGACUACAACAUGAGCACAGAACAGGUGUACGCAGUCACCAGCGGGGCCGACUACUGUGAGCAGCACAUCGCCUACACCUGCCGCAUGUCCCGCCUCCUCAACUCACCAGACGGCGAGCCGUACACCUGGUGGGUCGGGCGGGCCAACGAGAAGCACCUCUACUGGGGCGGCUCGGGCCCGGGGAUCCAGAAGUGCGCGUGCGGGAUCGAGAGGAACUGCACCAGCGCCAAGCACCAGUGCAACUGUGACGCGGACCAGCGGCAGUGGAGGGAGGACGCCGGGCUGCUGGUGUACAAGGAUCACCUGCCCGUCAGCCAGCUGGUGGUGGGGGACACGGGCCGGGCCGGGUCGGAGGCCAAGCUCACCGUGGGGCCGCUGAGGUGCCGCGGAGACCGUGACUUCUGGAACGCGGCGUCGUUCAUAAGCCCCGCCUCCUACCUGCACUUCCCCUCCUUGAAGGGCGAGACCAGCGCCGACAUCUCCUUCUACUUCAAGACCUCCUCCACCUACGGGGUGUUCCUGGAGAACCUGGGGACCACCGACUUCAUACGCAUCGAGCUCAAAGCCACGUCGGUGAUCAGCUUCUCCUUCGACGUGGGGAACGGCGGCGUGGAGCUCACCGUGCGCUCGCCGUCGCGCCUCGACGACGGCCGCUGGCACCGCGUGGAGGCGGAGCGCAACCUGAAGGAGGCGGUGCUGAGUCUGGACGGCCGUUACCGUGACGCCCGGGCCGCCCCCGCCCAGGGACACAUCCGGCUGGAGCUGUUCAGCCAGCUGUACAUCGGAGCCUCGGGGGGCCAGCGGGGGUUCCUGGGCUGCAUGCGCGCCCUGCGGCUCAACGGCGUGACCCUUGACCUGGAGGAGAGGGCCCGGGUGACCCCAGGGGUCAAGCCCGGCUGCCAGGGACACUGCAACCACUUCGGCGUGCACUGCCGCAACGGGGGCGUGUGCGUGGAGCAGUACGACGGGUACUCCUGCGACUGCUCCCACACGGCCUACGAUGGACGCCUCUGCACCAACGACGUCGGCGGCUACUUUGAGUCGGGGACGCUGGUGCGCUACGACUUCCCGUCAGAGGCGGGGCCCCCUGCCUCCGGGGCCGCCCCCCGGGGCCCCCAGGGCACCGCCCUGCUGGGCGAGACCAACCUGACGCGGGAGGAGCUGGUGUUCAGCUUCAGCACCUCCAACGCCCCCGCCAUCCUGGUCUACGUCAGCUCCAAGACCCAGGACUACCUGGCCGUGGUGCUGCGCAACAACGGCACCCUCCAGGUCCGCUACAGCCUUGGGGGUCUCACGGAGCCCUACACCAUCGACCUGGACCACCGCAACAUGGCCAACGGCCAGCCGCACCACGUCAACGUCUCCAGGGAGCAGCGCAGCAUCCACCUGCAGCUGGACCACUACCCCGUGACCACCUACACCCUGCCCGACGCCUCGGACACCCACUUCAACCUGGUCAAGACCAUCUUCCUGGGGAAGGUGUUCGAGACGGGUGAGAUCGACCCGGUGCUGAUCGACCGCUACAACACGCCGGGCUUCGUGGGGUGCCUGUCCCGGGUCACGCUGAACGGCGUGGCGCCCCUGAAGGCCGCGCUGCGCCCCGGCCCGGCGGCCGCGCUCGUCACCGCCCACGGCAUCCUGGUCCCGUCCAACUGCGGCGCCCAGCCCCUCACCAUCUCCCCCCUCGGCGCCGCCCACGACCCCUGGCAGAUGGACACCGCCGGCGCCGUGUUCCCAUACAACAACGAGAUGAUCAGCCGCGAGAAACUAGACCACAACUCUGCCGUCAUUGGAGGGAUCGUUGCCGUGGUGAUCUGCCUGGCCCUGGGCGUGCUCGUGUUCCUGGUGCGUCACAUGUUCCGCCACAAGGGCUCCUACCACACCAACGAGGCCAAGGGGGCGGAGUCGGCCGACUGCGCCGACGCCGCCAUCAUCGUGAACGACCCGGCGUUCACCGAGACCAUCGAGGAGAGCAAGAAGGAGUGGUUCAUCUAGCGCUCCGGGGCGGGGGAGCGAGGACGCCCGGUGACUGACCCCCGGGGAAGCGCGGAGCGAUUUAUCAAAAAAAAGAAAAAAACAUCAACAAAAAAAAUACUGCAACGGUCAAAAACUGCAAAGAAACUGUGGCUUUUCAUUCUCUGUUACUCGACGCAGCGGGGGGGCAUGAAGUGAGGCGUGCGCCUGCUCUGUGUUCCUACAUCCUCCCCGUCUUUAACAUACGUCAGCGCCUGAUGGAGGAGGGGCCGUCCUCCCGCUACAAGUUCCCCGGAGGUUUGAGGAGGUGGAUUAUAGCAAGUUUUGGGUAAAUGAGUUUUAUCAUUUGUUUUACACUAUCUUCUUUAGUGUUCCUAAGGUUGCCACUAUUAUUUUGUUUUAUUAUUUAUAUUUUAUUUGGAGUUAUUAUAUUUUUACAUGUAUUUAUUAAUGCUAAGCCAAUGAUUUUUCAUAAAUCUGCUUUACAGUAUUUUUAUUACUUUUACGCCUUUUUUUGACAACCUUAAUGUGUGUGUGAGUGUGUGUGUGUGUGUGUGUGUGUGUGUGUGUGUGUGGAUAUUUACCCUGCCUGUCCUCAAUGAACUACACAAAAACAGCAGCAAGAAAAGCAUAUAUGUCUUGACAGUAUUCUUUGGACUAAGAACGGAACUAGUUAGUACUUCAUUCUGGGAUAUUUUUUUGCAUUUCCAUAACGCCUGGCAAAGUGUCUUAACGAAUAAUGAGCUUUGAUUGUAUGUGGAUACGUUUAAUGUUUGCAUCUUUUUUAAACACACACUACGUAUUCUAAAAUGUUAAUGCCUUUCUUUUUCUUCAGUAUUUUUUGUUGCCAAAUUGAAGUGUUUUUUUUAAAUAACACUGAUCAUAAACGUUCCCAAGUCCAUCAAAAUGAUACGAGCCUUUGUCUCUGAGGGAAGUAAAUCAGUAAGUGUUAGUAGCAACAUCUGUUCAAAUGCAAUGUGUCGUGGUCAAAAACGUGUGCAUCCACGAACCUUAUGACAUUACAGAUAAAUUGCUUACAACUCGUCAUAAUUACUAAGAGAUGAGGUUUAAAAAACUUUUCUUAUUCAAAUUUGAGUAUCAUUAUCUUCAGUGCCGUACCCCUGGAUGGUAUAUUUGAUUGACAGAUGGACUAAGAAUCCCCCUUUUGCUUUUGAGAUGCAAACGAAUGAAACUUUUUGUACGUCUGAAACUCAUGUAGAAAAACCAACCUUACAAUGUUGGACACAUUGACAUGUGAUUGUAUGUUAUGUGUAUAGCUCACUGCACACUGUCUUUCUCUUCUCUCCACUAGAGCAGGCUACAUUGUCACGCUGGACAGCGGAUGACACAUUUCUCUUUCUUCACCAACACGAUGUUUAUUACAAACGCACUUCACACGUUCAUUUUUUACAAUCUUUUGGAUAUCAACGAUCAUAUUCAGCUGCAUGCAAACCACGCCUUACAUUCCACUGGGGCUGAUAGGCUGGUGACAGGCUGGUUAUGGGCGGGUGCCCAGCCAUUACACCAGUUAGACGCACUGCUACAGCCCUGGCUACUGCAGUUGUGUUUCUGAAACUGCAGUUGAGUUUCUGAGUUGGGGUCGUUCCGGUGGUUCGAGGUUAUUGCUGGGUUUCUUUAAUAUCCUACAUGUACGCUAGGCAGUUUAUUGUCUCACUUUCAUGGAAGCAUUGAGGUUUUUUCAUUGUAAACUGGUUGGAUUAGUUAAAAACUUAGCCUCGACUAAGUUAAACAAAUAAGAAGUUUGGGCCCAUCACCCCCGAAAUCACAAAUAAAGCAUUACACUAACAUUACAUUUUUGAGGGACAAAAUACAACUGGUUGAUGUCUGAUAAUCAACUUUCGAUGUUAGCUUUUGAGUUAAUUUGUCAGUAUGUUGUGAAGCUGAAACAAAAUUACUUUACUUCAUGUUUUUGUUUCAUGAAGUAGAAGAGAAAUUGUGAUUUUCAAAAAGAAAAAAAUACUUGUUUUGGGCUAUUUUCACCUUCAUCACUAGCAUGUGGCUUAAAGAUGGCGGCCAUCUUGAAAAGCCUUCUGAUAAAUAGCAAACUGUAAAUGCACCAUGGCCCACCUCACUUUCUGCACACUGCGAUAAGUCGACCACAUAUGUUAGCCGUAUAGCCCACCUGUACUGAUUUCUUGAUGUGCUCUCUGUUAGUUAUGGGUGUAGUUAUGGGCAGCUUCGCUCAACAACAUUUCUGAAGAUGAUUUUCGUGUUGGUUUGACAGUUUGUUUUGGUUGCCUCAGCAACCAGGCCAUGGCUCGGCAUGAUGCAAUGUAACAGAACUGACCUCAUCCUUCUGACCCAACAGUUUUAAAUACAUGACAGCUCGUGUCUAAAUCUACUUCCAAACAACUUUUUACUUUCAAUACACAGAUUCCUAUUUUAAAAAGGUUUUUUUUUCGCUCAAAAUCUUUUCAAUGCAUUUAGCGUUCCUAUUUUUCAAGAGCGUCGGCCUACUAUUCUCUCUGAAGCGGCUUGUCACUGUAUAUGUUCCACGACAUAAAUCGUAUUCUGCUGUUUCUUUGGUUUUUGACGACUCUGACUAGCAAAUAAACAAGCCUUGCCAUAA